Molecule: messenger RNA, 636 nt
Organism: Salvelinus namaycush (lake trout)
Lineage: Eukaryota; Metazoa; Chordata; Actinopteri; Salmoniformes; Salmonidae
Exons: 4
Coding region: 1-627 (208 amino acids)
Biological process (GO): programmed cell death
Cellular component (GO): cytoplasm
Source: RefSeq, a predicted model, not a curated record
AUGGUCUGUGUUUGUGUGUUGACAGAACUGGACAAACUGAGUGGUCAUUUCCAGCUGCUGUCAGCUCUGCCAGCAGCCAAACGCUCCUCUCUGCUCCAGCUCCUCAAGACAACCAUGGAGGUCAGAGAGGCAGUCAGUGUGCUGGAGAGUGUGCUGGAUCAGAUGUGUGAUGGUGAGACUCCUGACCUGGGUGAUCUGGAAGAGUCUGAGAGGAAAACAGUUCAGGCCAUACUGGAUCUUGUAGACCAAUGUGUUGGGAAGGAUGAGGACGAGAUCAGAUCCUCUCUUCUCAGUGCUGUCCACCUCAUUGUCAGUGCCUUCGACGGAAUGACAGAUGAGGGUCUCUCUGUGUUGGGAUCCUGUUGCAGUCCUCCAGUCUUACAGGCCCUGCAGAUCCUGGUGCAGCACGUGGCAGCAGGGAGUGGAGAGACCCUCUCGCUGAGAGAUGCAGGUCUGGCUGUUCUGACUGAGGAGGAGGUGUUUGUGAGGACAGAGAGUCUCUUUGGUCACUCUGAAGUUACACUGAAGAGAGAAGAGGACACACUGAGGACAGAGAUGAAGGACCAGCCUGGAAACCUUCCUCUUGUCAUGAGUAUCACUGUGAAAGGCCUGGCCUCUUUAGUGUAGAGGAGAGAG